CUUCCUUGCAACAUCAUUACCGUUAGCCUAAUUUCCUCGCUCUUUUUUGUGUCACUUACAUAAUAUUUCAACAUGUCUCACAACACUUAGAAGAAUAUUGGUUCAAACGAAGUGCCGUCACAACAUUCAAAUAGUAUUCGGAACCACGACUGGCUAUGUCUACGAAAUGUCAUCAUAUGGCAAAUUCUUACCAUGGUCAACAUGGGACUAGUCUUGUAUGACUGGAAAGGUUGGGAGAAUGAGCGGCAUUCAGCGAAAGGGCGAAUGAUAUUUGGAGCGCUGCAGACAAUUCUCUUGGGUAUUGUUUUGCUCCAAGCUUUCUUGCGGAAGCAACGAGCCGUUGAUCGUAGAUCUUAGCUAUUACCUAACAAUAGAGAGCACAGCAUGUAUAAUUGUGCACACUUUCGUCA
Molecule: messenger RNA, 410 nt
Organism: Fusarium redolens
Lineage: Eukaryota; Fungi; Ascomycota; Sordariomycetes; Hypocreales; Nectriaceae
Exons: 2
Coding region: 193-357 (54 amino acids)
Source: RefSeq, a predicted model, not a curated record